AUGCCACCCAAGAAAAGAAUAAGAAAAUCAAGAUACAGUAGUCCACCACUUGAUAAUUAUGAAGAAGAUGCAGGAGUUGCGGAUGAUGACACGGUCAGACAUCAUCCAUCAAGAGUAAGAAAAUCAUACAAAGAGACAUCUUCGUCUGAAGAUGAGAAAGAUGAAGAAGAAAACCAAGGAGAAACUGAAAUCAAAGAAUCAUUUGAUGACAACAUCCCCACAGCAUCCCCAACAAAGAGGGCUAAGAGCAAACGAUCUAUCGAAUCUGAUGAUGAUGAAUUCAUGGCCGAGGAUGAUGACGAAGAAGAGGACGACGAGGAUGACCCAGAUGUGAUAUUAUCAAGUGAAGACGAAAAAGUUCUUGAAAGGAGGAGAAUCAAUAAAUUCAUUGAACGAGAUGAUGAAGAUGAAGAAGCUGAAGAUUAUGAAUAUGGUCAAGAACCACCUAACAAGAAAUCAAAAAAGAGUAGUAGAGGCAGAAAAAGAAAACAACGAAUCUGGGACGAAGAAGAUGAUGAACCUGUAAGAACUACUCGGUCAGCUAGAUUAAACAUUUCCAACUUAAUCAAGGAUCCUAAUGUCGACCAGCAAAUCGAAGGCGGGGGUGAUGAUGAUGAUGUCGAUGAUAUUCAAAAAGAAAUUGCCGAUUUAAAAGAUUCUGUAUUCAAAGAAAGUCCAGUCCAACAUAAAUUACGCGAGAGACCAAAGGUUGAUUAUUAUAUCCCACCCCCAAUCAGUAACGACUAUCCCCAAUUGGAGCCAAGACCAAGUACACCAAGAAGAGGAAGAGGAAGAGUUAGUAAUAAGAAUGAAUUCCGAAAAAUUCUUUAUCCAACUGCUGGUCCAUUUGGUGGAAGCGAUGUAAUUUCUUUAUUUGGAACAAAUAUCCCUCCCGGUGGUAUACCUAUUCCAGGAAUGCCAAUAAAUGUCAAUAAUAAUAAUUUAACUGCAAUUGGACAAAAUUUAUCCGAUUCUGAUUCUUCAGAAGAUGAAAUCGCCCCAAUUAAUGGUGAAGCAACCAUAAGUAAAAAACAACCAAAAUCAUUAAAACCAGCCGCCGCCAUCCCACCUAAUAAUAAUUCAGUUGUAAAAUUAAUCACGGGAGGAUCAGAUGAUUCCAAGAACAAAAAGAAAAAUAGUCUUAGUGAUACUGAUCCAUUAGGUAUAGAUAUGAAUAUUGAUUUCUCGGUAGUGGGAGGAUUAGAUAAUUAUAUCAAUCAAUUAAAAGAAAUGGUAGCCUUACCGUUAUUAUAUCCUGAAUUAUAUCAAAACUUCAAAAUCACCCCACCUCGUGGGGUUUUAUUCCAUGGACCUCCAGGUACGGGGAAAACUUUAAUGGCAAGGGCAUUAGCUGCAAGUUGUUCCACCGCAGAAAGGAAAAUCACAUUUUUCAUGAGAAAGGGAGCUGACUGUUUGAGUAAAUGGGUAGGAGAAGCUGAAAGACAAUUACGUCUUCUUUUUGAAGAAGCUAAGAAUCAACAACCUUCAAUUAUUUUCUUUGAUGAAAUUGAUGGAUUAGCACCCGUUAGAUCUUCAAAACAAGAACAAAUCCAUGCCAGUAUUGUUUCGACAUUGUUGGCACUUAUGGAUGGGAUGGAUAAUCGAGGACAAGUGAUUGUUAUUGGGGCUACUAAUCGACCAGAUUCAAUUGAUCCGGCAUUAAGACGUCCGGGAAGAUUUGAUCGAGAAUUUUAUUUCCCCUUGCCUGAUAUUAGUGCUCGUAAAGAGAUUCUUAAAAUUCAUACUCGGGGUUGGAGUCCGGAAUUACCUGAGGUUUUUGUGGAUAAACUUGCUGAAUUGACAAAGGGGUAUGGUGGAGCUGAUUUGAGAGCAUUAUGUACAGAAGCGGCAUUGCAUAGUAUUCAACGGAAAUAUCCUCAAAUUUAUUCUACAAAUGAAAAAUUGCAAGUUGAUCCUAAAAAAGUCAAAGUUAUAGCCAAAGAUUUCAUGAAGGCGAUUGAAAAAAUCAUUCCAUCUAGUGCAAGAUCAACUUCUUCAGGUUCGGCACCUUUGCCUGAACAUUUAAAACCUUUAUUACAAGAUAAUAUGAAUGAAAUAAUCGCAAAAUGGAAUGAACUUUUACCUAAUUCAAGAAAUCAAAAGAAAAUCACUAGUUUAGAAGAAGCUCAAUAUCUUGAUCCAACAACAAAAGACCCCGAUGGAGGAUUUGGGAAAUUGCAAAUCCUAAAGAAUUUAGAAAGUUCCCGUAUCUGUCGUCCCCAUUUAUUAAUUGGUGGAGCACCUGGUCUGGGUCAACAAUAUCUUGCACAAGCGAUUUUGAAUUAUUUAGAAGGUUUCCAAGUUCAAUCAUUAGAUAUGGGAACCAUAUUUGGUGAUCCUACCCGAACACCUGAUCUGAUUGUUGUACAAGCGUUUAUUGAAGCUAGAAGACAUCAGCCUUCGAUUAUUUUCAUUCCGAAUAUUGAUAUUUGGUUUCAAAUUGUUCCUGGAUCAGCUAGGGCGACAUUGUUGAGUUUGAUUCGGAAUUUGAAUAGUUCUGAACGGGUAUUGAUGUUGGGAAUUUCUGAAAUUGGGAUACUGGAAUUAGAUGAAGAGAUUAAAUUAAUAUUCGGAUUUGAAAGUGAAUCGAAUAAUGUUUGUUUGAAAUUACCUAAUUUGAAUCAAAGACUGGUUUUUUUUGAAGGUUUAAAGAAUACUUUGUUAAUGAAACCUUUUGAAUUUGUUAAUGAUUUAGAAAAUCGCCCAAAGAGGAAAUUAAAACAAUUACCGGUGGUUAAAGCUGGGCCUAAAGAUAAAUUAUCUCAAGAAGCAUUAGCGAAAAAGCAACUCAAAGAACAAGAGUAUAAUGAUACAAAAUUAAAGAAUGUAUUAAAGAUAAAAUUAGCAGGAUUAAUGGAUUUAUUUAAGAAUAGAUAUAAGAGAUUUAGAAAACCAGUUAUUGAUGAAAAUUAUUUAUAUCAUUUAUUUGAUCCAACUGUAAUUAAUAAUCCAAUGACUGUAACACCAUAUGAAGUCUUGUAUGAAAAAUCUACUGAUUUAGAACAUGAAAAUAUGAUUCGAGAAAUAUCAACUGGGAGAUAUUUUUAUAAUAUGGAUUUAGAUAUAAUUGAAGAAAGAUUAUGGAAUGGAUAUUAUUCAGAACCAAAACAAUUUUUACGAGAUAUUAAAAUGAUUGUUAAAGAUUCGAUAACAUCUGGAGAUAGGGAAAGGAUUUUAAAAGCAAAUGAAAUGUUAACUAAUGCCCAAUUUGGAAUUGAUGAUUUUUCAACUCCAGAAUUUUUGAAAGCUUGUAAAGAAGUUAGAGAACGUGAUUUAAUUAAACAACAGAAAUUAUUGGAGGAACAUAAGAAAUUACAAUUGGAGUUUGAAAAGAGUCAAGAAUUGAAUUUACAGACUUUGGCCAAUGCUGAGUUGGACAAUACUGCUGCCAAUAACGGACAUGAAAAGAAUGGCGUGGUUGUAGUUAGUGAGCCUGUUCCAGUAGUACCAAUAUUGAAUGGUCCUACAAUUAUCCUGGAAUCUACUUCUGAGGGAGCCACCGAAUCUUUGAAAAAUGACGCGGUAGCUGCUGAAGUAGUUGAAAACGAGGAACAGCAACAAAUAGUAGAAGAUCCAAUAGAAGAAGAAGAGCAACAACACCCUAGUGAUUCAGAAUCAGAAGCUGAAAUAGAAAUUGAAAUUGAUGAUGAUAAACAAUUAAUUAUUGAUGAAGAAAGAUUAAAUGAAUUAUAUAAUAAAUUAAUUGAAAUAAGUGAAGGAUUUAAUAUAGAGAAAUUAGAGAUUACAAUGGCAAGAUUAAUGGAUAUUAUUUGGAAAGAUAGAAAUCAAUGGAAUAAGAUUCCAACUUUGGAUAAAUUAUAUGAAACAUUGGAAUCAAUUAAAUAA
Messenger RNA from Hemisphaericaspora subhashii, 3846 nucleotides. RefSeq lists its product as uncharacterized. The record is from RefSeq and is a predicted model, not a curated record. The coding region runs from base 1 to 3846 and encodes 1281 amino acids. Gene Ontology annotation, molecular function: chromatin binding; histone binding; ATP binding. Gene Ontology annotation, cellular component: nucleus. NCBI's taxonomy places the organism in Eukaryota, Fungi, Ascomycota, Pichiomycetes, Serinales, Debaryomycetaceae. Gene Ontology annotation, biological process: positive regulation of transcription by RNA polymerase II. The transcript has 2 exons.